Dentiscutata erythropus is the source of this 2748-nucleotide messenger RNA. NCBI's taxonomy places the organism in Eukaryota, Fungi, Glomeromycota, Glomeromycetes, Diversisporales, Gigasporaceae. The record is from the annotation of a GenBank genome assembly.
AUGAAUGGUGGAUUAGGCCCAACUGAAGAUUCAGUAUACAAAUAUGCUCUCCGUAUCGCAUAUUUAGCUUUCUUAACUGAAGUAAAGGCUUCAAAGGCUCCAAAAUCUGCUCCUUCUUCUAUUUCUACUUCUACACCAUCUAAACUUAAUGUCGAAUCUAGUAGUAAUUCAAAACGUUCUAGUCUUUAUGGCGCUCAAAAUUUAUCCUUUAACGCUUUUGAUAUGUUUAAAGAUGAAAAGAAGGCCCAUAAAAUACCAAAAGAAUUGGUUAAAGUAUUGCGUGACCGCUUAGAGCAAAUUACCACUGGCCGUGAGCAAAAUCAAUCUUAUCAAGAUCCUUAUUUUAUGAAAGAGCUCAAGAUUUUCCAUCAAGCUUUACAACAAUCUGGUUUUCGUCAACAAUUUAAAUCAAGUAACAGUAAAAUUGAAGAUAUAGUGCUUAUAUUUCUUAGAACAUCUCAAGUUGAACUCAAAAAAGCUCAGCUACCUCCGAAUGUUACAUGGCAAGCCAAACUUACUGAUCACGUUAGUAUGUUCGUCGGUAUAUUGAAAGAAUGCCUUCAAGCCAGGGAGUGUGCAUCGGCUGCUACACCAGAUUUGCUGGCUAGAUUAGAGAUUUAUCAAACAAAAAUGUCCAGUACCCCCACCCCUAGCGGAGGAAGUGGAGGAUCCGCAAAUGCUAGCUCGGGUCCGAGUAUUGAAGAUAUGGAUAUGGUAUUGGUGGUUAAAUCAAUUUUUGGCAUUUCUUCUAGCCAACUACAAAAGGACUUAAAUUCCCUGAAAAAAGAAUGUACAGUACAGAAAGCAUUUGAAGAUUUAAGAAAUAUCAUAAAUCAUGUUAAUCGUGGUUCACCUUUCCCUGCUCGUAGGGAAGAUUUCGAUACGGAUGAUGCUUAUGAUAAGUGGAAAAGCAUCGAAACAAAAACGAUCAGAGAUCUUAUGGCUACUAUGGCCUUAACAAAUCCUGAAGUAUUAAAAGAACAACCCACUGACCAUGUUUCUACUCUUUUGACGUCUGAUUCGAGCUCUAAAGCAAAACAACCUUAUAAUCAACCCUAUCAAAGUUUUAAUUCUCAAUAUUCUCAUCAACCUUCGUAUCAACCUUAUAAUCAACCUCCUUAUCCACCAUAUCAUUCUCAGCAACCCUCAUCGUAUCACCCUCAACAACCUCAGUAUCCACCCUAUAAUCAAUAUCCUCCAUAUAAUUACAAUUCUCAAAGACCGUAUCCUUAUAAUCAACCGCCUCAGUCACAUCCUCCUUAUAAUCAACCCCCAACACAGCCUUCACACAGCUUAAAAGAUUCGUCUUCGUCCUCUGAGGCUGGUUCAUUUACUUUCAUUCCAUUAAAUCCUCGGAGUUAUUACAAGCUUUUAAUGAAUAAAUGCAUAGAAUAUGAAUUACAACAUGAUUCGCAAGAAGAACGAUCCAUCAAAAUUCUUUCUAAAGAUGUCAUAGGCUUGCUUAACGAAUGUGCUCUACGUUGGAGAGUUUCUCCAGGAUUUCGAUGGUUACAAUACCUGAACGUUAUCAGGUCUCGCUUCGAUAAUCGCUUCGAUAAUGAGGAUCCUCAAAUAAAUUUAGAUCACAUUAAAGAAGGAAUGCAUUUGUUAAAGGAUGCUAUGAAGCAUAGAGAUGUUUCGACCUGGACUAUUUCUGAUGUUCGUUAUUCCCUUAAAAUUGAUCCUUAUUCGUUAUUUGUCAAAAGGGAACUUGUGGAGGUCUAUUCAGGGAUUCAUGAUACUUUACUGAAUUACAUGAAGGAAGCACUCGAGCAUGUUUUUAAGAUUAAACCUACAGAAUUCGAGCCCAUAAUAUUUUUAUUGAAAACAAUAUACGAAUCUGAUCUAUUCAAUGCUCAUUACCCGGAUGUAUCUCCUUUUUACAAUGAUCUUCGAGAAUGCGUUAGAAAAGCUGCGUUUGAUGAAUAUAAAAUAAAGUUAGGCAAACUAUAUGAACAACAGUCUUCUGCAAAUGAAGUACAAAGGUUUGCCGCUAUUGCACGAUGGAUACUACAAGAAGUAGAUAAAUUAAGCCAAAAGUAUCCUACUCCUUUAGUUGGGCAACUUAACAUCGUUCGUUUGGUAAUUGAAAAGCAAGGCCCACUUUUAUUUUUAGAUAUGGAGGGCGCUGCAUCAGAGAUUGUGAGUAAAGUAAAAAUGACACCUGGAGAUGGAAUUCCUGUUGAUGAUGUUAUUGAACUUUAUCGAGAAAUACUCGAACUUAAAUAUAUAUAUGAAGAUCUUUGUCCUGGUACGAAAUUUUCCUUUGGAAUUGAAGGAUGGUUUGGGCCUUAUAUCAAAAAAUGGUUGGACUCUACAGACAACAAAACUCCUGAAUGGGUUCAUGCUGCAAUUAGUGCGGAUGAGUUUAAGCCCGUAAGCAGUACGGAUACACAUUCCUCUUCCGUGGUUGAUCUUUUCACAUCAUUUAAUCAGACUGUUGAUUUCGUAAAAAGACUUAAUUGGCCCAAUCAAGAACAAUCCGCUCGUUUUAUGACAGUUUUAUCACAGACCAUUGGUAAAGCACUAGAACAAUAUUGUAAUGUGAUGGAAGACCUCUUUAUGAAAGAUUUGACGGUUGUACCUACAGAACAAGAAACAUCAAAACAAUCAGCUUGGUACCUUCGAGCAAAGAAUGCUCUUUCUCUUGAAAAAAUUGCACCAGCUGAUAUCCAGCCUAAGGUAUCUGAAAGUUCCGAUUAUUUUAGAUAUGAAUUCGAUAUAUUAUCUACUUCUAAUGCACUUUAA